UUUUGGUAUAAAUACUAAACUGGACGCAGCACGAACAACAGUUUCAAUCAAGACUUUUCCAAGCAAAAUCCAAAACCACCAAAAUGUUUAAAUACUUGCUAUUGCUUGCCAUCGUUGGAUUCACUUACGGUGCUAAUUCAUAUAGAUCCAACGCAUUAUCCACCUUUGGAAAAUCAAGCUACGGUGGAUCUUCGCAAUACAAACGUCCCGUUUCGCAUGCUAGUUCUAGCGAUGAUGCUCAUGCUGAAGUCAGAACUCUUUCCUCAGAUGUUCGUCAGGAUGGUUUCGAUUAUGCUUUGGAAACCAGUAAUAGCAUUGUAGCAAAGGCUGCUGGCGAUGAUCAUGGGAAUGUACAUGGUGAAUUUGGUUGGGUUGAUCCGAAUGGCGAACAUGUCCAGAUCUCUUAUGUAGCUGAUGAAAAUGGUUACCAGCCAACUGGUGCUUGGAUUCCAACACCACCACCAAUUCCAGAGGCUAUCUUGAAAGCAUUAGAAUAUAUUCGCACUCACCCACCAAAAGAAGAAGUUCAUUCUCAAUCCCAUGCCUACGGUAAAAAGCAUUUUGGUUAGAAAUUAGAUCGUAACAAAAUGACAAUGAUUUUGUUUAAUUGAUCUUAAUAAAAUAGAUGUACAUAUUUUUUUAUUAAAGAACUACUAAGUUGUG
Molecule: messenger RNA, 663 nt
Organism: Teleopsis dalmanni
Lineage: Eukaryota; Metazoa; Arthropoda; Insecta; Diptera; Diopsidae
Product: larval cuticle protein 2-like
Exons: 2
Coding region: 84-569 (161 amino acids)
Cellular component (GO): chitin-based extracellular matrix
Molecular function (GO): structural constituent of chitin-based larval cuticle
Source: RefSeq, a predicted model, not a curated record